This is a messenger RNA of Suillus clintonianus, 912 nucleotides long. RefSeq lists its product as uncharacterized. The record is from RefSeq and is a predicted model, not a curated record. The coding region runs from base 1 to 912 and encodes 303 amino acids. NCBI's taxonomy places the organism in Eukaryota, Fungi, Basidiomycota, Agaricomycetes, Boletales, Suillaceae. The transcript has 2 exons.
AUGGCUGACAUUUUUCCUGAUGAUAGGUUGAUUGAUUUGUCGAGUGACGAUGACGACAGUGGCUGUCCCAAGCCAAAUCCCAACUCCGGAAAGGCCGAAGACUCGCAACUUCUCCUGCCCUCCGAGAUCUGUGAUCAUGUACCAUGUGAUCGCAAACUCCUCGAAAUCGAAUGGUCUCUUCGGCUCACACAAGCUCACAAUGCUCUUAAUGAGUGUCGCACACAUAUUUGCCUUCGUCGGCAGCUAGCGCAAUUCAAGAAACAGCACAUACGUGGUCAGAAUCCCAACACCCGUGCAAGGAGGACACUCGAUGCCGUGGAAGAACGUCUGGUUAUGAGCCACGCAAAAUACUCAUGUGCACAAAAGGCACUCGUCGCUCUAUCCAAUCACCUCGACCGCGUUGGUUGGGAACGAAAACUACAGCCGCUCACGAGAUCUCACCUCCGUCCUAUGGGUGACUUCGCAGGGCAAACACAAGGCAGGACCAUCAUGUCCUGGAUCUGGCUGACGCACGGAAUAUCUAACGACGACGCUGAGAGUUUGCAAGACGCGCUUCGUGUUGAGUGGUGCAAGACUAGGGCACGUCAACACCGUUGGUCCGAGGAAGUUCGACUUUUGUUGGAAGAGAUGCGGCGAGUUCUUGCUUUUUUCAACUGGCAGGUGCAAUGGUGGGAGGACCGUAUCAGUUUGCGAACACUGACUAGGUUGGAGGUGACCGAGGGCUUAAUUGCAUACGCGAAGCGGCAGGCAUUUAUUCGACGCAGGCUGUCGGCAUCAUUCAGAGAGAAGUGGAAGGAUGUUCCAGCGUUGGUGGCCUCUGGGAUGGGUAUCGAUUUGACGGGCAACGACGAGGAUGAACAUCCGUGCCUUGACAUCCCUCAAGAAGAUUUAGUACACGAUGAUCAUUAUUAA